Molecule: messenger RNA, 820 nt
Organism: Haliotis rubra (blacklip abalone)
Lineage: Eukaryota; Metazoa; Mollusca; Gastropoda; Lepetellida; Haliotidae
Exons: 6
Coding region: 71-709 (212 amino acids)
Source: RefSeq, a predicted model, not a curated record
CUCACUCAUAUAAGACAGAUUCCCGUUCCAACAACUGGCAGUAACACAAGACAGUGGAUAACAAGCUGACAUGACUGGUUUAAUCUGUGGGAUCCUUCUGUCAUGGGCUGCACUGUGUGCAAGCAGUCCCUCCUUCCUGGCUCGACGGCAGGCGUUUGCCGGAGGCUGUGAUCAAGCGACCAUCAUGACGUCACAACAAAGUUGCUACGGCUCCCUAAUGAAUGUAAGCCAAAUGCAGCCUCCAAGCGGGGACAAUGUGUUUGAUAACAUCGAGGAGUCGUGCAGAGAUGUUGCAGUAGCUAACAGUUGUUUCAAAGACGAGAUGAGGAAAUGUGGAGAGGGCGGAGAAAUAUUGGCGACUAUGAUGGCCAACACUUUUGACUAUGUGUGUGGCGAGGGUCUUGAAAUCAUGCUGUCGGAGUCCGACUGCUGGGCCCACGAAGAUUUCACCUCGGAUAUUCUAGGGUGUUCGGAGAUCAUGGAAGCAGAAUUUGCCAGAAUGGGCUAUAACGGCUUUUGUAGCGUCACCAACGACUUCAUUCGGUGUAUCGGUGACAGAAUAAAAAGCAAAACUGUCUGCUCAGAGGACGCCGCGUGGUUUAUGCAGGAGUUAUUCAGGAGAAGCAUUCGGCCCGCAGCAGACAUGAUGGGAUGUCACCUUCACACUAGAGCCAUACGAGCUAUUGUCGACGUGCUACGAAGAAAGUAACACCCUGAAUGGGAUCUCCAUCAACCCGAGUUCAGAAUUACUGCAAUAUUGUAUUCACUAUUCAGAAAAAACUUCUAUAUUUCAUAUAUUAAAGCCUUUUGUCAUUUUCUA